UUUGCGAGGGCAGCCGGGCCGGGCCUGGCGUCUCCGGCCUCACCGGGGGUGGCCGGGGGCGGUGGCGGGGCCCAGCCCGCCCCCGUGAGCGGCGGCCGGAGCCCCGGGGCCCUGGGCCGGUCCCCCCGCCCGGGCCGGGGCUGUUCGCAUGAGCCCCCCCCGCGCUGGCGGGGGCCGGGGCUGAGCGGGGCCGUCCCGCCAUGGCGGCGGGGAGCGGGGCAGCGGCGGCCCCCGCCCGGGAGCACCGUCUGCAGCCCGGGGACACGCUGCCGGGGCUGGCGCUGCGCUACGGGGUGACGAUGGAGCAGAUCAAGCGCGCCAACCGCCUCUACACCUCGGACACCAUCUUCCUCAAGCCCACCCUCCUCAUCCCCGCGCCGGAGGGACCCUGCCCCGACGACAAGGACAAAGACGCACCCGUCCCCCCGGGGGACACCCUGGCCGCCCCCGUCCCAUCCCGCCACGACCUCUCGGCCACCGAUUUCCUGCGGCAGCUCGACGCCGAGAUCGGGCGCUCCAAGGCGGCGGCGGCAGAGCGGCUCCGUGCCGGCAGCACCGGCACGGCCGAGGCCAAAGGCACCCGGAGCCCCGAUGCCGGGGUCCUGCCAGCCCCCCGGGGUCCCCGCCUUGGUCCCCGGCCCCUCACCAGGACCCCGCGGGCGGCCGCUCUCCGUGAUGCCGAGGACGAGAUCUUCACCCUGUGACACUGGGGACACCGGGGACGCGAUGCCGAGGACGAGAUCUUCACGCUGUGACAACCGUGGACACUGGCGACAUGAUGCCGUGACUGCCACGCCAUGACUUCCACCCCACGGUGACGGGGACGCCGGGGCACUCCCAGCCCCGUCUGGGGGAUACUGGAGGGGACACAGGGAUUUUUUUGGGGGGGGACAUGGUGUCCCCUUCCUGUCUCCUUCAAGGGACCUUUCCUGCUGCAGGGACACCCCACACCUGGGUGUAGAGCCAGCCCUCUCGCAAGGCUACUGGGAGGCACUGGGAGGUACUGGGACAAGGUUUACCAGCUGGUGUUUUUCCUCUGGUUGUAUUUAUUUGUACGUCUUCGCUCUCGGGAGGGGUCUUGGGGGGGUGGGACCCCCCCUGUGCCAGUGCCUGGACCCCCAUGGGGACAGUCACCCCCCACCCCGAGAGCCUGUAAAUA
This is a messenger RNA of Chroicocephalus ridibundus (black-headed gull), 1159 nucleotides long. It is a transcript of the gene LYSMD1, whose product is annotated as LysM domain containing 1. NCBI's taxonomy places the organism in Eukaryota, Metazoa, Chordata, Aves, Charadriiformes, Laridae. The transcript has 3 exons. The record is from RefSeq and is a predicted model, not a curated record. Bases 201 to 704 code for a protein of 167 amino acids.